Messenger RNA from Setaria italica (foxtail millet), 2028 nucleotides. RefSeq lists its product as uncharacterized. The transcript has a single exon. The record is from RefSeq and is a predicted model, not a curated record. NCBI's taxonomy places the organism in Eukaryota, Viridiplantae, Streptophyta, Magnoliopsida, Poales, Poaceae. Bases 1 to 2028 code for a protein of 675 amino acids.
AUGGCCAGAGGGCCGCUGGACCUUUGGAACGAGUGGGCGACCCAGAUCCUCGUACUGCUGAGCCUCAAGCUCCAGGUUGUCCUCCUGCUCCUCGCCGGGAUUCGCCGUCGUCAAGCCUCCCGUGUGCUGACGUUCAUCCUUUGGGUGGCGUACCAGCUGGCUGAUUCUACUGCGAUAUACGCUCUAGGGCACCUCUUCCUCAGUAAUGCAGCACGCGACCACCAACUGGUAGCCUUCUGGGCCCCGUUCCUGCUGCUGCACCUUGGUGGCCCGGACAACAUUACAGCCUAUGCGCUCCAGGACAAUGAGCUCUGGCUGCGGCACCUGCUGACACUCAUCGUGCAGGUCCUUGGAGCAGCUUAUGUGCUCUACAAGCACAUCGCCGGGAACGGAUCCAUGAUCGUGCUGGCAGCCAUCUUGAUGUUCACAGUCGGUGUUGUUAAGUAUGGGGAGAGGACAUGGGCGCUCAGGUGCGGGAACAUGGACAGCAUUCGGAGAGCUCUCAAGCAGCAAACACCCCCUAGACAUAAUCAUAUUCACCGUCAUGACCAAUGGCUGGACGAAGAAGAACUCCAGGUGCGGCGUGCUCAUUCCCAAUUUCAUAUCUGCAAGCGUGCCAUUGUUGAUUCUUCAGACGACAUCGAUUCACAUGACACUGCUGGCACCACCGAGUUGCUUGGGACUGCAAACCAGGAAACUUGGUAUCAAGAAAGGGAAAGCCACAUGUGGACGAUGAUGGAGAUGGAGCUCUCCCUCAUGUAUGACAUCCUGUACACGAAGGCGGCCGUGAUCCACACCUGGUUUGGUUACUGCGUCAGGCUUGUCUCGCCAAUUGUGGCUGCGUCCUCACUCCUAUUAUUCCACUUGAGUGGGAAAGAAGGCCACAGCAGGGUUGACGUUGCUGUCACAUAUGUGUUGCUGGCUGGUGCCUUGCUCCUGGAGUCAAUUUCUCUGUUGAGCGCCCUGGGGUCAACCUGGACAUUUGCCUUCUUGUAUGCUACAAGCUGGACGUGGCUUCGGUACACAUUUUUAUGCAGCGGAAAGUGGGAUCAGCUUCGCCAUGCGGUUGUAUAUCUUCGCCGACUUGUCAAGAUGAUCACCGGAGGAAGAAGCAGCAGAUCAGCAAGGAGAUGGUCCGGCGCCAUGGGGCAGUAUAACAUGCUUCACUUUUGCACACGCAACAGGCCAACAAGAUCUCUGUUCGGCAUGCUGGCGGUGAUGCUCGGAUCCAAGGAGUUGUGGGACAAGAAGCACUACUCUGGCACAGAUCAGAUCUCAGACAUGAUCAAGAAGGUGGUGAACAAAUAUAUACAUCGACUGCACGAGAUGGGGAGGUUCAAUGCACUUGGCGUGCUGAGGAAGAAGUGGAGUCAGGAAGCACUGGAGCGUUGGAAAUUGUAUGAAAGGGUUCGUGAGUACAUCGGAGUUGAGCUCCAGGAGGGUGUCAUCAUCUGGCACAUUGCCACUGACAUUUUCCUCGCCUGCAGCGCUGCCGAAAGGGGACUGGAAGAGGUGAAAGCUGUAAGGGCAAUGUCUAAUUACAUGAUGUUCCUGCUCGUGGACCGACCGGAGAUGCUACCGGGCCUUGCUCAGACCAGGUUGUAUGAACGAACAUGCAUGAAUUUGGUGGAAAUAUGGGAAAACGCUGAGCACCCGACACCCCGUCACGGUGGGAACACGUUCACUACGCUAUUCCGCCUGCGUGAUGACCCUAAUUCUUAUUCUAGGAUGGAGGAGAUAGAGAAGCUUGCCAGCAUCCUCCGCGGAAGAGACCCAAACUUUAGCAACAAAGCUCCUCGUCUUUCCUAUGCAACUAUAAUUGCCAAUAUACUGCUCGAAAAAGAGACAAGUUCGUCCCUGCAAUUGCUUCUUGAGGUGUGGACAGACAUUCUAGUUUACGCAGGCAACCGAUGCAGUAGGGAGUCCCACGCUAAGAAGCUCAACGAUGGUGGUGAGCUGAUAACCAUCCUAUGGCUUAUGAUAGAACACCUUCACCAAGCUUCUCUCGACACGCAAGGAAAGCCAUAA